AUGUGCAGCAAAGAACUGCGAGCUGCGGUGUAUGCGGAGCUGUGCGUUUUGUUUCCUGCUGCUGCUGCUGUCGAUCCUGCUGCAGUAGUUGUGCUGCUGCAGCAAGCGGUGCUGCAGCAGAAGCAGGAGGCAACAGAAAAGCAGCAAGAUGAGCAGCAGCAGCAGAAGCAGCAGCAGCAGCAGCAGCAGCAGCAGCAGAAGCAGCAGAAAGCAGCUGAUUUACCUUGUCUAAAAGGCUUUGAGGCGGCAGUUCCAGCAGCAGCAGCAGCAGCAGCAGCAGCAGCAGAUCAGGAUGACGAAUGGGAUCAGCCAACGUCUGCUGCUGCUGCUGCUUCUGCUGCUGCUGCUGCUGUGUCUCUGCACCGCAUGACGGGAUUGUUACUGCAGCAGCAGCAGCAGCAGCUUGCUGCUGCUGGAACUGCUGCUGAUAUCCCUAAGCAGCUGCAGCAGCAGCAACAGCAGAAACGCCAACAGCGACAGCAGCGGCAGCAGCAACAGAGGCAACAGCAGCAACAGCAGCAGCACCAGCAGCAGCAGGAGCAACAGCACCCAGCGACGCUAUUCUCUGUGUGCUCUUCGGCCGUAGAGUUUGCUGCCGGUGCUGCUGCUGCUGCUGUUGCUGCUGCUGCAGCAGGAGAUGCAGCAGCAGCUCCUUCAGCAGCCGUGCUGCAGCAGCUGCAGCAGCUGCAGCAGCCGCAGCAGCUGCAGCAGCUGCAGCAGCUGCAGCAGCUGCGCGUACACUGCAGCUGCGUGUACAGCGCAUGCGCAGCAGCAAAUAUGGCAGCAGCGCGGCUGCAGCACCUGCUGCCAGCAGCAGCAACAACAGCAGCAGCAGCACAAGUAGCAGCAGCAGCAGCAAACCGCUUGCUGCUGCUACCAGAACAAAACCCUGAAGCAUGCAGCAGCGUGGCGACAUGCUUAGCAGCAGAGCAAGAGGCACGUAGGGUUGCUGCUGCUGCUGCUGCUGCUGCUGCUGCUGCUGACGCUGAGGAGGACGAAGACGACGGAGCAGCAGUGCAGCUGGUACGGCCCUCCCCUGCUGUUCUAGAAAAGGAGAAGCAGCAGCAGCAGCAGCAGCAGCAGCAGCAGCAAAAGCAACAACAGCCCGACGGAGCGGAGCAGCAGCAGCAGGGGAACAUGCAGCAGCAGCAGCAGCAGAAAAAGCAGCAGCUACAGACGGAUUUCCUGUCGUUGCUGCUGCAGUCAUCAGCAACGUCGCGGCGUCGCAGCACAUGA
Molecule: messenger RNA, 1236 nt
Organism: Eimeria mitis
Lineage: Eukaryota; Apicomplexa; Conoidasida; Eucoccidiorida; Eimeriidae
Exons: 4
Coding region: 1-1236 (411 amino acids)
Source: RefSeq, a predicted model, not a curated record